Paramecium tetraurelia is the source of this 323-nucleotide messenger RNA. RefSeq lists its product as uncharacterized. Lineage: Eukaryota; Ciliophora; Oligohymenophorea; Peniculida; Parameciidae. The transcript is spliced from 2 exons. The record is from RefSeq and is a predicted model, not a curated record.
UUAAAAUCCUAUUGAAGAAGCACCAUAAUCAAAUUCAAAGACUAAAUUUAAUGUAACUUGCACUAUAUUAAUAAUAUUUAACCUUAUCAUAGGACUCUACUUUGUUAAAUAUUCAAGGAAUGAAUACAAUGAUGUUUGCUUUUAUUUAGGAGGGUUUUCAUACUAUCAUGGAAUAGUAUUAAUUCUGUUAGGACUCUUUAUUUUAUUGGUGGUAUGUCCCUGUGGAUGUUAUCCUUGCAUAAAUAAAGAGUAUUCUAGCAAUAUGUUUGGGGUUAUUGUAAGUGUUGAAUUCACAUAAUAAGCAAUAUUUCUAACUGCUCUGA